CAACAAAAUACAUCUUUCAGUCAGUUGAAAGGUGGAAGAAUUGGAAUCCAUCAAGGUGUCAAAAUAAAUCGUGUCUAGCAAUAAAUAAAUUUGAUAAAGUGUAUAUUGUAGGCGUAAGAAAAUGAUUAAACUAUUUUCCUUAAAACAACAAAAAAAAGAUGAGGAAGGGUCAGCAAGAGCUGGAGGUUCACAAAAAAAAGCCUCUGCAGCGCAAUUGCGAAUCACGAAAGAUUUGAAUGAAUUAAAUUUGCCUAAGACGUGCAGUACAGAAUUUCCAGACCCAGAUGAUUUGCUAAAUUUCAAGCUUAUAAUAUGUCCAGAUGAAGGAUUCUAUAGAGGAGGGAGAUUUGUAUUUAGUUUUAAGGUAGGCCCUAACUACCCUCAUGAACCGCCCAAGGUUAAAUGUGAAACGGCUGUCUACCAUCCUAAUAUAGAUUUAGAAGGCAAUGUAUGCCUCAAUAUACUACGAGAAGACUGGAAACCUGUCCUUACUGUUAACUCAAUAGUUUAUGGACUUCAAUAUUUAUUCCUAGAACCAAAUCCUGAAGAUCCCCUAAAUAAAGAGGCGGCAGACGAACUGCAGAGCAACAGAAGACUGUUUGAACAACACGUGCAGCGAGCUAUGCGCGGCGGCUACGUCGGUACAUCAUACUUCGAAAGAUGUCUUAAAUGAAAACUGUCGCUGUAAAUCAAUGCUCCAAACUAUAUAAAUAAAUAAAUUAUAAUCUCAUUUCAUAAUUGUAA
This is a messenger RNA of Papilio polytes (common Mormon), 744 nucleotides long. RefSeq names its product NEDD8-conjugating enzyme Ubc12 (gene UbcE2M). Bases 122 to 673 code for a protein of 183 amino acids. The record is from RefSeq and is a predicted model, not a curated record. The transcript has 4 exons. NCBI's taxonomy places the organism in Eukaryota, Metazoa, Arthropoda, Insecta, Lepidoptera, Papilionidae.